ACACAGGCUUGGUGAGUCAGUCCAGUGAGGCCACGUGUGUCGUUCACACGUUACCCAGAUACCUCACACCCACCGCUGGGGACCUCGUGAGCACACUUCCACGCGGUAGUGGGGGUGUGUGGUGAUAUUAACAAAGUGGUGGUUGUGUGAGAGGAACUUACUUACGUGUCUCCGGUGGAAGAUGUUGCCCAGUGUUGUGUUGGUGCUGGUAAUCCUAGCUGGGCCCGGUCGAGCAGGCGAUCCGCGAGUGUGCUACAAGUGUCGAGCUAAGGAUCAUUGCCUGGAUCUGGACACAUCAGCUAUCGAGACCUGCUCACCCGACGUCAAGCUCUGCGUCAAGAAGGAGACCUUCAGCAGGGUCACAGGAGUGGUUGUAACAGAGAGGUACUGCUCGGGUCGAGAUAUACUGGACUCUGGCAAAGAACUGGUGGAGGAGAAGUGUUAUCCCGCCAAUGAAGAAGGACGCCGCACUUCUGCCACCGUCUGCUACUGCUCCGACAACUACUGCAACGGGACACCACCUCGUCACUCCCUUACAAUUGGCCCACUACUCCUCUGCCUACUUGUACCCGCUCUGAUGUUGUGACCAAUGCUGGUAUUAUGCUAAAUGUGAGACAGACAAAAUUGUAUACAAGUAAAAUGUAUUUGUAUUAUCUCAUUUCGGUGUUAAAAACACCUUAUGCUGGUGAUAUUGCUUUCAAAACUAAAGAAAAUAACAAAAAAUAUAUAAAUUUAAAAUUAUUUUGCUAUUACCCUGAAAAUGCAAAGUUGUCAUUCGCUUCUACUCAUAUGAUGUUCACCCAAAAAAAUGAGAUUUAAAUUUCAUAACCAGGAAGUAUUUAAUUUAUCAUAAAUGCCAGCAACAACUUCAAUGCAGUGUUUUCUAGUUUAGCAUAAAUACAACCCACGUGGAUAGUGUGCCUUGAGUUGUACAGGAAGAUGAGCAUGCACCUGUCCCCACCAAAGGAUACAGCUCCCCACCGUCAGUCUGAGUGGGUUACCGAUGAUGGAGGGCGGAAGUGAUUGUUAUAGAUACUUAAGAAACAUUUGUUUUUAUUUAAUAGUGAUUUAUUUGUUCACACGUAAACAAGAUAUCUGACGAAGUGGUUACCCAUUUCAUGUUUGUGAGGCUGUUCAGUGAGCGCACAGUACAGUAGGUGAUCACUAGAGCAGAUGUGUCGCCCGUACGCUACUGGCGCAAUGUUUGAAAUUUACCAUUUACUGAGUUGGUUAGUGUGUGUUAAAUGAGAUGGUUUUAACGUGCUGUAAUAUAAUUCGGAUGAAAAUGCCUACCUACCAAGUUUAGUCUUUAGUAACGUGUAGCAAUAACUUACAAACAAAGAGCGUGAUAAAAGUUUAUUUAUUGAUAUGUGUUUUUGUUAUAAUAUUAUUACUCUAUAUUUCAAUGUAUGGAGCCUAAACUUAUAGCGGUGUGGUACAGUGUCAUAGCUUGAUAAUGUGAUAUAAUCAUCUAACUGAAUACAAAACUAAUCCAUUCAUAUAAUCGAGACAAAAAUUUACUCUUGAACAAAUAUGAUAGAUGUUCAGUAUGAGUGUAAGAAAUAAGUAGCGUAAAAUUUUAAACGAGUUGUUGAUGCUCUAUAAAUUUCAUACUAUAAAAUGUUUUUCACUUCACCUCAUUCAGUCAUCUACUUCAUCAACUGCACCCUAAAUAGAUUUUAUAGUCGAUGAAGCGAACGCACUAAAUGGCAUUAUUUUAAUUAUUAUAGAUUAACUUAAAUUACUGGUUUAUAUUUGUACAUUAGUAACAGGUGACUGAUGCGAUGAAUUUAAACCAGCAACUAUACUGUGAUUCACGGGCCAAAUAUACCCUGUAUUUUAUGUGCUAUGUUUAUGUAAGUUGAGGAUGUUAGUGCAUAAACCCAUGUUCAUUCCAUAUAAAUAAAUAAUCGAAUCUCA
This is a messenger RNA of Homarus americanus (American lobster), 1920 nucleotides long. RefSeq lists its product as uncharacterized. Bases 182 to 586 code for a protein of 134 amino acids. The record is from RefSeq and is a predicted model, not a curated record. Gene Ontology annotation, biological process: positive regulation of voltage-gated potassium channel activity; regulation of synaptic transmission, cholinergic; sleep. NCBI's taxonomy places the organism in Eukaryota, Metazoa, Arthropoda, Malacostraca, Decapoda, Nephropidae. The transcript has 3 exons.